Messenger RNA from Phodopus roborovskii (desert hamster), 528 nucleotides. RefSeq names its product cystatin like 1 (gene Cstl1). Gene Ontology annotation, molecular function: cysteine-type endopeptidase inhibitor activity. The coding region runs from base 81 to 509 and encodes 142 amino acids. The record is from RefSeq and is a predicted model, not a curated record. The transcript is spliced from 3 exons. NCBI's taxonomy places the organism in Eukaryota, Metazoa, Chordata, Mammalia, Rodentia, Cricetidae.
UCUGUGAAAGAGCAAGGGAACAGUCGCUGCACCCCCUACCCUGGCAACAGUACAGAGAAGUGCCUGCUGACACUGUGGAGAUGAAAGCCAGAGGCUUGAGGAUCCCCUUGCUGCUCUUGCUGGUGACUGUAGUUGUAAUGGCCAAGCUGAAUCACAUCCAAAGGUGGGGAGGCUUCAAGGAGCAGGCCACAAGCAAGAAAAACAUGAACUCUACAGUCCAAUUCUUCAUCCAAUCCUACAACAACGCAAGCAAUGACACCUACUUGUUUCAAGUUCAGAAGCUAAUUCAAAGUCAGAUGCAGCUGACCACAGGAGUGGAGUAUUUGGUCACUGUGAAGAUUGGCAGGACCAAAUGCAAGAAAAAUGAGACAAAGAGAGCUUCCUGUCCUCUGCAAAGCAGCAAGCUGAAAAAGAGUCUGAUUUGCACGUCACUGAUAUAUACUGUGCCCUGGGUGAACUACUACCAGCUCUGGAACAAUUCCUGCCAGGAUAGUGAAGUGCCCGUAUAAAGAUCUCUACUGACACCCA